Messenger RNA from Papaver somniferum (opium poppy), 3747 nucleotides. RefSeq names its product disease resistance protein RGA2-like. The coding region runs from base 91 to 966 and encodes 291 amino acids. Gene Ontology annotation, molecular function: ADP binding. The transcript has 3 exons. The record is from RefSeq and is a predicted model, not a curated record. NCBI's taxonomy places the organism in Eukaryota, Viridiplantae, Streptophyta, Magnoliopsida, Ranunculales, Papaveraceae.
UUGAACGAGUAAAAUCUAUGGUUCUCCAUCUCUCUCAAAAACACUCCCCCUUCUUUUCAUUUUUGCGGUUUGUUCCUAGGGUUUGCGAUCAUGCCUGUAGAGAAAAUUGCAGUCGGCGCUGCUCUUGCGGUAUUGAAACCUUUAAUCAGUGCAAUUUCUGAAGAAACUAAGCGAGCAUGGGGCGUAGGUGAGAAGUGGUCAAAGCUGGGGAGGACUUUGGAAGCAAUUGAAGAUCUAUUUGCUUCGGCAGCUGAUGAAGAAGGGGGUAAGAAUCUUGAAAUGGAAAAGUGGUUGCAAAAGCUUCAGUUUGUUGUUUAUGAUAUUCAAGAUGUCAUGGAUGAUUUUUCUUAUCAAUCAAAGCAUUAUCAAAAGCACAAGGUAAAAGCCCUACUUUCACUCUCCAACCCAGCGUUAUUUGCUUUCCAAAUGUCCCGUAAAAUUAGUUUGAUCAAUGGAAAUUUAGAUGAAAUUCAUAGGAAUUGUGAACAUUAUAAGGUGAAAAGGGCUGGAACUACUUACCAGAACAAUCAGACUAGUGCAGAGUACCGUAAUAGGCUAGAAUCAUCUCAUGGGAGAGAUCCAGAAGUCUUUGGUAGGGAGAAAGCAGUUAGGGAAAUACUGCAGUUCAUGAACCAAACAGUUUCCCCUUCAUUACCUGUAAUUGCUUCUUCUGACGAAACAAAUAGCGUGUCUACAUUAUCCAUCGUGGGCAUGGGAGGUUUGGGCAAGACUGUGGUUGCCAAAUUGGUAUACAAAGAUGCACCCUCAAGCUUUGAGCUAAAAUCUUGGGUGUGCCUCUCAGAGAUUUUUGAUGUGUACAAGAUUUUAGGACAGAUUGUACAGUCGAUUACUGGCAAGCAUUAUGACGAUCCAUCAAAUGUGCAUUAUGCCAUUAUGACAAUCCAUCAAAUGUCGAAGCCUUCAUACGACAAGUCAGAGACAUGCUUAGAGGUAAAUUUUUUUUGAUUGUUCUUGAUAAUUUAUGGAAUGAGUAUGAUAAGGAUUGGCAAAAGCUCAAGAGUUUCCUCGACUAUGGUGGCUGCGGAAGCAAGUUAUUGAUCACUACGCGCAGCCAAAAGGUUGCGUCUUUGGUCAGAGGUAACAUCUACAGUUUGGAUAGGUUAUCAGAUGGAGUUUGCUGGUCCAUUUUACAAAAGAAAGUAGGCGGAGCAGAAGUACUGACACAAAAUAUGAUCAGGAUUGGUAAAGAUAUAGCAACAAAGUGUAAAGGGUUACCCCUUGCAGCAAUAUCACUUGGAAGUCUGAUGUAUUCGAAGAGGGACGAAGCUUCCUGGUCAGCAAUCUUAAACGAUAACAGCUUGUGGGAUGAGUAGGAAGAACACGAAAAGCUCAUUUCCAUACUGAAAUUAAGCUAUGAUUGCCUGUCUUGUCCUUUACAAACUUGUUUCUUGUAUUGUUGUAUAUUUCCAAAGCACUGGGUGAUAGAAAGAGAAAUGCUUGUUGGAUUAUGGAUGGCCGAAGGAUUCCUUACCUCAUCAGGCCGUGGAGGAAAGCCAGUAUCAUCUGAAGAUUUGGGUAAUGCAUAUUUUGAAAAUUUGGUUUGGAGUUGUUUCUUUCAAGACGUGGAGUUGGAUGCCUUCGGUGCUAUUCACAGAUGCAAGAUUUGGUGCAUGAUCUUGUAACCAGCCUUCUACGUCGUGAUGAGUUUAUGACUGUGAUGCUUGGAGAGAAGAAGGAAAAUAUCUCAAAGGUUCGUCGUGUACGGUUCCAAUCUGGUGAGGGAACUUCAGCAUCUCUUGAACCCCUUACUAAUGCCACAAAAUUGCGCACAGUUAUUGCUCUCAACCAAAAGGGCUUUCCCUGUAUUGAUUCUCUGUUUCAGCAUACGUGCCUCCGAGUUUUGUGUGUUAUCAACAGAGAUUGUUUCAGCAUAUGCUCACUCUCUUCGGAACCUGAUUUCUCCAACUUAUGGUCUACUCCUUCUAUUUCCAAUCUGAAGCACUUAAGCUAGGGUCCCCAAUUAUUGUUCCAAGGCCCCCAAUUCAGCCUUGCAAGAUUAAGGCAUCUUAAUUUGAAGAAUAGUCGGGUCCAAGUUUUACCACCAUCAUGCAUCGACAAACUCUGCAAUCUGGAGCUGGUGACUUUGGGAGAACAUUGUGAGUUCCAAAGGAAAUUAACAACUGGCCGAAGCUCCGAGUCUUUAGGUGCGACAGUUACGAUAACAGAAAUAGAAUGCCUAAAGGUGUAGAUAGACUUAUUUGCCUUGAAAAACUGGAUUACAUGGUUGAAAAUGGAAGUCCCGACAGUGGUAGUGGUGUCUAUGAUUUAGCAGACUUAAAUGCUCUUCAAGAUUUACUCAGAGUGAAAGUUGAGAAUGUGAGGGGAGGAAAAGAAGGCGCCGAGACAGCAAGGCUAAAGGACAAGCAGCACCUUCGCUCUUUGCGUCUAUCUUGGCUUCCCAUUAGUGUAGAAGAAGAGAAGGAAGAGGAAGACGAAACGCAAUACAGAAGCGUGGAUGAUACCUUGGUGUUGGAGGGUCUGCAGCCUCCCCCAGGUUUGUUACAUAUUGAUAUCUAUAGAUUCUCCGGUGCAAAGCUUUCAAAGUGGAUGGUUGGUUCUUCUCUAUCACUUUGCCUUCCGCAUCUGCGUUCGUUAACUUUACUAAGUCUUGGUAAAUGUGAGCAGCUUCCAGCAUUGGGCAUGCUCCCAUCUCUUGGGGUUUUGAUGCUUGGUGAUAUGAGAUCAGUGAAGCGUCUCGGUGAAGAGUUUUAUCAUCAACAAGAAAACAAAGCCGAAGGACAGGUUUUUUUCCCUUGUUUAUAUUCAUUGAAUCUCAAAUUGGAAAACCUAGCAGAAUGGGUUGCUCCUCCUCCUUCUUCUUCUUGUUUCCCUUCACUUCUAUGAUUGGAGGUCAGAGGUUGCAAGAAGUUGAGAAAGUCACCAAUAACUUUGAUGGCUUCUCUUGAAGAAUUGUUUUUGCAUGAUAUCAAUGAUGAUAUGGUAAACUUUUUGGUCAAGGAAGGAGGAGUAAGAGGUCUGACAGGACAUAUUAUUAUACUUGAAUCUCCGGACUUAUUUUAUUUACCACCAGUGGGCGAACUAGUGCAACACAGCGCACAUCGUCUUAGCAUUUGAUGAGGUACUAAACAACAGCAACAACACUUCUUUGAGAUGGCUGACUUUAGCGCUUUGCCCUUCUUGACGGCUCUACCAGAUUUGCGACCGAUCACUACUCUCCGAAAAUUGUCUAUUCUCCGAUGCAAAGAGCUAAGCAAGGAGUCGGUUCCCUAUGAUCUCAAGGAAUCUCUCUCAUUUGUUGAAGAAUUCGAUGUUGAUUUUCUUGAAGAAAAAACGACUGGGUGGUGGAAGUCCUUCAUUCCCGCGUGCAGUACCUGAAUGAAUUACUAACACCAGGUUUUUGAGGCCUGUUGUUGCUGGUGUGAGGAAAUUAUCUUCUCUUUUGCAGUCGUCUUUGCACGUACGUAGCUGGGACUUGUUUAGUCUCCUUCUCUCUACUCUUCCUGAGUCCACUCCUUCAUCGCUCUUUGACCGUCAUAGCGGCAUAAUUCCCAUUACAUACCCUUCUCUCAACUUUUUUUUAUGUUCUCUGUUGCACUAAUUUUGUCUUCUGACUGGUCACUUUCUCUUUUUUGCUUUCUAAGCAUAUGCUUCUUAACUGCUAUCUUUAAUUUUGUGAUGUAUUCAAGAUUCUGAUGUAUUCUCUGCAUCCUCAAUGAAUUCUCUUUAUGAAUCAAAAUAGAAAAAAAUUUGUGUUGUUUUCCUGUU